AUGAACUACCUCAACCACUUUGAGCGUCGCAACAAUGCUUUGCGCGUGAACCCCAGCGUGAAUAGUGCAGGGAGUGCCGACAUUGCCAUUACCACCCGCGGAUCCGACUGGUACUGGACCGUCACGGCUGUCAUGGCGUUGAGCACCUUCAUUUUUGCCGGCCUCGCUCUCACCAAGCCUCGCCAAAACCGCAUUUUCCACUACAUCACCGCUGCCGUCACCAUGACUGCUGCUGUUGCCUACUUCUCCAUGGCAUCCAACCUUGGCUGGACUCCCAUCCCCGUCGAGUUCCGCCGCGGCGACCCCAGAGUCAGGGGCGUCAACCGCGAAAUCUUCUACGUCCGCUACAUUGACUGGUUCAUCACCACGCCUCUUCUGCUCAUGGACCUCCUCCUCACCGCUGGAAUGCCUUGGCCCACGCUCCUCUGGGUUAUUUUUGUCGAUUGGGUCAUGAUUGUCACCGGUCUCGUCGGUGCGCUCGUCAGGAGCUCGUACAAGUGGGGUUACUUCGCCUUUGGCUGCGCUGCUCUCGUCUACAUUGUCUACCAGCUCGCGUGGGAAGCCCGCAUCCAUGCUAACCACCUCGGCAACGACGUCGGCCGCACAUUCCUCAUGUGCGGCUCGCUCACCACCGUUCUUUGGAUCUGCUAUCCCAUCGCUUGGGGCGUUUGUGAGGGCGGCAAUAUCAUUGCUCCUGACUCCGAGGCCGUCUUCUACGGUGUGCUCGACCUCCUCGCCAAGCCCGUCUUCGGAGCUCUGCUGAUCUGGGGCCACCGCAACAUCGAUCCCGCCCGCCUCGGUCUCCGCCUUCGCGACUAUGAUGAGGACCCCGCCGUCAUUGGCGGUGCCGUUGGUCACGAGAAGAGGCAUGCCACCAACGGUCACUCGAAUGGCGCCACCAAUGGUACCAAUGGCACCGAUGCCGCCGCCGCAGAGUCUACUCCGGCCACCACCACUGUCUGA
This is a messenger RNA of Diplodia corticola, 963 nucleotides long. RefSeq names its product family a g protein-coupled receptor-like protein. The record is from RefSeq and is a predicted model, not a curated record. NCBI's taxonomy places the organism in Eukaryota, Fungi, Ascomycota, Dothideomycetes, Botryosphaeriales, Botryosphaeriaceae. Gene Ontology annotation, cellular component: endoplasmic reticulum; plasma membrane. Gene Ontology annotation, biological process: monoatomic ion transport. Gene Ontology annotation, molecular function: monoatomic ion channel activity. Bases 1 to 963 code for a protein of 320 amino acids. The transcript has 2 exons.